This is a messenger RNA of Haliotis rufescens (red abalone), 899 nucleotides long. RefSeq names its product CD209 antigen-like protein C. NCBI's taxonomy places the organism in Eukaryota, Metazoa, Mollusca, Gastropoda, Lepetellida, Haliotidae. The record is from RefSeq and is a predicted model, not a curated record. The coding region runs from base 56 to 784 and encodes 242 amino acids. The transcript is spliced from 3 exons.
GGAGCUUCCGAAGGCAGGUGUACAGUUUUCUAAGAUAUAUGUCAAUACCGCCCAGAUGGAGUGGUUAUAUUUUCCCCUCAUAGCGUACAUGUUAAUUGCACAGUGGGAUUUGGUUUAUACGGUCAACUGUAAGGUCAUUAAGUUUCAACAGGACUCAAUCACACGCAGCGCUACAGCUUCGUACAAAACACUCUCCUCUACGAGCCUCAUCCAGUGUGCUAAGACUUGUGCCGGAGAGUCGGAGUGCAGUUACGUUUCCUCCAAUGAGGCGACUGAACUGUGUCAAAUGAUGUCUGACACUGUCGGACCCCAAGCCGAGACAGAGCCUCCCAGGGAUGAGGUCGUGGAAUCCUAUACGAUGAUCUGGAGGUGCCCACCUGACUACACCUUCAUCGAUCGGACGUGUGUGAAACUGUCCAGUGUAGCCAGUAAUUACACCUUAGCCUCAGACGCAUGCGCCAGUGAUGGAGCAGUGCUGGCUCAGAUGACCCUUGGCGGGGUAUUUGACGAAAUCGUUAGACACAUGUUCAACAAUGGCAAGUUACCGACAGGAAUUUUCUGGGUUGGCUCAACUGAUAUUAAGGAGGAAGGUGCCUGGAGAUGGAACGAUGGUGCCCUGAUAAAUCGAUGGUGCAGGGGAGAACCGAACAACAAGAAUGGGAAGGAGGACUGCCUCGGGCUCCUCGUGUCUGAUGCAGGUCCGACUUGUUUCGUCGACUAUACUUGCAUGACGGAUAUACAUUAUCUCUGCCAAAAACCGGCACUUCGAGAUAACCAUUGUUAAAAGUGCAUGUAGCCGUUAAUCGUUGGUGUCGAGAUGCUACCGUCUGACAACCAGAAUAACUGAUCAAUGUUAAACAUGUAUUACCGCUUAAUGUCAAAGGCAUAUUGAUUUUACU